Molecule: messenger RNA, 468 nt
Organism: Balearica regulorum gibbericeps (East African grey crowned-crane)
Lineage: Eukaryota; Metazoa; Chordata; Aves; Gruiformes; Gruidae
Source: RefSeq, a predicted model, not a curated record
CCAGGCCAGCCCCAGGUGCGAGCAGCCCCGCAGCCCCCCAGCUCCUGCACCCACCUGCUGCAGAACGGCGCCAGGCGGGGGCCGGAUCCAGGCGGUGCCAACGGGGAGGCAGGAAACGGGGUCUUCCGCACCCUCCCCAGCACCCAGAAGCCUCACCGAAAGCUGCAGUCACACCACUCCAUCAACAGCCAGAGCAGCAAGAAGAGCAAGGGCAGCUCCAAGUCAGCCUCUUCCCUCUGCCCACUCUCUGGCCGUUCCUCCGCAGACUGCUGCGUCCACUGCAUCCUCUCCUGCCUCUUCUGUGAGUUCCUGACCCUCUGCAACAUCGUGCUGGACUGUGCCACCUGCGGUUCCUGCACCUCCGAGGACUCCUGCAUCUGCUGCUGCUGCUGCAAUUCGGGCGAGUGCGCGGACUGCGACCUGCCCUGCGACAUGGACUGCGGCAUCAUCGACGCCUGCUGCGAGUCG